This is a messenger RNA of Tuber melanosporum (Perigord truffle), 2660 nucleotides long. RefSeq lists its product as uncharacterized. The record is from RefSeq and is a predicted model, not a curated record. NCBI's taxonomy places the organism in Eukaryota, Fungi, Ascomycota, Pezizomycetes, Pezizales, Tuberaceae. Gene Ontology annotation, biological process: intracellular protein transport; Golgi to plasma membrane transport; exocytosis. Gene Ontology annotation, cellular component: exocyst; membrane. The coding region runs from base 376 to 2514 and encodes 712 amino acids. The transcript is spliced from 8 exons.
UAAUUUAGCUAUGAGACCAUACCUUGGCAAUUUUAACCCGCAGAGCCGCUGUCACUCACCAUCACAGGAGGGUUAUCCCAGGCGAAUUUGGCAAUCCUAGGGCCCGUUUGCAAGGAAGAAUUGUCUUGAUUAUAUUAUACACUCGAUAUCUAGAGCUUCUAUUAUCCCGUUAUAGUGCUUUGCAUCAUCCACCCAUCAUGUCUACUACUCUCGCCUCAACCGUUAAUCACGCACGUCGCACUACUAGUUCUCCUAUACGUACCUCUUCUUGGCUAACCAAAACAGAUUCUUCUGGCCCCUUCAGAAACCGAUUACCUCGACCAAUUAAUCAGCACCAUAAAAGAUGCCUGCUCUGCUGGUCGCGAAGAUCUUCUUAUGGACGAACUCGACCGGUUCUCCAGCGACCGUGAAUCCGAGAUCGAGCGCUUGUGCAAUAACAAUCACCAAGACUUCGUCUCGUCCGUGAACCAGCUCCUCAACGUGCGGAAAGGGACCGUGGACCUAACAGAGGAGAUUUUAAAGCUCAACCAAUCGAUACAGAAGUCAACGGAUAAGCUAGUGGAGCAGAAGAAGGCACUCGUGGACUCACGAGACGUCCGACAAAAUAUUGACGAAGCGACGCAAGCUCUAAGACUAUGCUUGGAGGUGUUGGGAUUGGCAAACCGGGUGGGUGACCUAUUGAAGCAGAAGAAGCAUUAUGCUGCUCUGAGGACUCUGGAUGAACUGCAGAAUGUUCACCUUAAGGAGGUGAUGCAGUAUGAUGUUGCGGAUAUGAUACAGAAGUCGGUUCCUGCGAUGCAAGGGAUGGUGAAAGAGGCGGUUAUGACGGACUUGAAUAGUUGGCUCUAUAGGAUUCGUGAAAGCUCUGUGCUUUUGGGGCAGGUUGCCUUUGAUCAAACGGAGCUACGACGGCGAAGGCAGAAGGAAAGGAUUGAAAAGUCGCCAUAUCUACGCUCCUUCAAACUCAAUUCUGCGAUCGAGCUAGUUUUAGAUGAGCGAGAAGAAUUUGAUGUCCUUGACAACGAAAAUGUUAACAUCAAUUUUACACCAUUGUUUGAGUGUUUGCACAUCCAUGAAGCUCUGGGGGAACGGGAUGAGUUUAGAGUCACCUACGCCAACGUCAGGAGACAGCAAAAGGAGCUGCUACUGUCCGGGUCAUUGACCCUAUCAAAUGAAGAUAUAUCCAGCCUUAAUAAAUUGCUAGAGGAUAUCUGCGGUUUUGCUAUAAUUGAACGAGCUACCAUGAAGAAAACUAUGAGCUUUCGUUCGGCAGUCGAUGUCGAUGAGCUCUGGGAUUCAAUGUGCAAGAAGGCGAUCAGUAUUAUUACCCCCGCAUUGGAUAACAUUACACAAGCCGACGCUCUAUUGAGAAUCAAGAAUGUUCUUGCCCUCUUUAUCCAGACAAUGGAUAGUUGGGAUUACUCCGUAGAGGCUUUGGAUGGCUUUUUAUUAGUUCUCUUCGCGAAGUAUUCUCAGCGGCUCAAGACAGAGUUCAGCGCUGAUUUCAAAGAGAUCGUUACGAGCGAUGAUUACAUGCCCAUGCCGAUUAACUCCCUUCAAGAAUAUGAUAAUGUCGUUAACGUCAGCUGGUAUAAGCCGGACAAAGAACGUGACCAGUUAGAGUUUCCAAUCGUGCUUCCAUUCUCUCAGAUGUAUCCACUAUGUUGUAUCGAUAUCCGAAACUUCCUAAACAAAUAUUACUUCUUCUCCGACGAAUAUUUCACCCAUCAAAGCGCCAUCGACGAAGAACUUAAAUCAUCCCUCGAUGAGCUCCUCUGCGGUCAAGUCUGCACCUCCUUAGUCGAACGCUUAACAUCCAAAUACCUAGGGCAAAUCGUCCAAAUCCUAAUCAACCUUGAGCAAUUCGAAUACGCCUGCCAUGAGUUAGAGAUUCUCCUAGCAGAGGCACGCCAGUCCAACCACGGCGGCAGCACCUCGCUAAAAGCCACUGAGCGCUUCCGCUCCGAAAAGAAGACUGCCGAAAAGCGCAUCUUCGAACUAGUCAAUAGCAAAAUCGACGACCUCGUAGAGACAGCAGAGUACGACUGGAUGGCAACCAAGAAACUCGAAGAGCCCAGUGAAUACCUCCAGCAAAUGACCUUGUGGAUGCGCAACAUCAUGAGUUCCACGCUCUUGGGAUUGCCAAAAGAUAUCAAGGGUUUUAUCUACUUUGACGCGCUGAGUCACAUCGCUACGUCGAUACUAGCCUUGCCGAUGUCAGACUCUGUCAAAAAGAUUAACAAGAACGCCGUUGCGGCGCUGGAUAUGGACAUUCGGUACUUGAUGGAGUUUGUGGAUAGUCUCAACGAACCGCUGCUACCGACCAUAUUUGAAGAGCUGAGGCAGACGAUCGACUUGCUGCAGUCUGACAAUGCGGAGGAGUUUUACAGUAUCGAUACCAGGAUGAGGCGGUAUGCUAGCGUUAAUCCGAUCAAUGGACCGGUGCUACUGGAGAAAUUGGUUAGCGGAGCCGCUCCAGUUAGUAGGCUGGCAAGGUUUAGACAAGGGGGUUAAAUAUGUGGUGUUGACAGUCGUUUUCGCAAAAAUAGAUAUUAUGUUUGGGUACUUGUGUAUUUGCUAAGAGUAACAUAGUUUAAUAUCUCUUGAUCUAGCUCUGAAAAGGCUAAUAGCUAGGAUUAACUAGGGAUUUAUACCAUAUU